Molecule: messenger RNA, 1473 nt
Organism: Folsomia candida
Lineage: Eukaryota; Metazoa; Arthropoda; Collembola; Entomobryomorpha; Isotomidae
Gene: Cdk1
Product: cyclin-dependent kinase 1
Exons: 6
Coding region: 278-1201 (307 amino acids)
Biological process (GO): mitotic G2 DNA damage checkpoint signaling; protein phosphorylation; G2/M transition of mitotic cell cycle
Cellular component (GO): nucleus
Molecular function (GO): RNA polymerase II CTD heptapeptide repeat kinase activity; ATP binding; cyclin-dependent protein serine/threonine kinase activity
Source: RefSeq, a predicted model, not a curated record
CUCUCUCAUAACACCAUCCGUUAUAUUUCAUCCAGCCUCUCACACCACCACCGUUCAUACAACCAGAUAAAUAUUAACCACUCAUGCUCUCUUACCAUGCAUCGUAUUUAAACUAAUUAUUCUACACCGCAAUUAACCGGAAUCCACCUGUCCCGAACCCCACCCACCGCUCUCGAGCUCUCCUCUUGAGCGGACGCCAAGCCCUUGGACAACUUGUUGAACGUGUUGGCAGCAUUGUCGAGUUAGUCCAAGUAUUCCUAAACUGGCCAAUUCCAAAAUGACCGAAGAUUACACAAGGGUUGAAAAACUGGGGGAAGGGACGUAUGGUGUUGUUUAUAAAUGCAGACACAAAAAGACUGGAGAGUUUGUAGCUUUGAAGAAAAUCCGAAUUGAAAACGAGGACGAAGGAAUACCUCCAACUGCUUUACGAGAAAUCUCAAUUCUCAAAGAAUUGUCGGUUCAUCCGAAUAUUGUCGGGCUGAGAGAUGUAAUAAUGCAGGAAGGCAAAUUGUACUUAGUCUUUGAUUAUUUGUCAAUGGAUCUGAAAAAAUACAUUGACAGCUAUGUACAUGGAAAACAAUUGGAAUUAACUACAAUUAAAUCUCUUACAUAUCAGCUUCUUCGUGGUAUGCUCUUCUGCCAUCAACGUCGAGUUUUGCAUCGGGAUCUAAAGCCCCAGAACUUACUGAUUGAUAAUCUGGGAAACUUAAAGAUCGCCGAUUUUGGAUUAGCACGGGCAUUCGGUGUUCCGGUCAGAUCUUACACACAUGAAGUUGUAACUCUGUGGUACCGAGCUCCUGAAGUUCUUUUAGGCUGUCCUCGCUAUUCGUGUCCUGUGGAUAUGUGGUCAGUGGGAUGUAUUAUGUCAGAGUUGAUCACAAAGAAGCCAUUAUUCCAAGGAGACUCGGAGAUUGACCAGUUAUUCCGUAUUUUUCGCAUCCUACGAACUCCCACUGAAGAAAUCUGGGAAGGCGUAUCUGAAUUGCCCGAUUAUAAGGCUACAUUUCCGAAAUGGAAUGACCUGUGUUUAACAAAUCAAGUCCAACGCCUGUCUGGUGACAAAGACGGGAUGGAUCUUUUGAGUCAAAUGCUUAUCUAUGCUCCACAAGAUCGUAUCAGUGCAAAAGCUGCAAUAAGUCAUCCAUUCUUCAAAGAUUUCGAUAGGGCUUGUCUCCCGACAUUUGAUGAUGAAAUCGCUUAAAUAAUACGCUUAUGAUGGUUUCAAAUUAUGUAUCUAAAUACGUAUAUGUUCUUAUACUGUAUGUAAUUAAUGUAAUAUUAUGUUAAUGUGAGAUGUUAAUUUGAUACUUAUUUUCUACUUUUUUGAGGGAAAGCGGUUACACUUAUGGUAAUUACUGUGUUCUACUCUCUGCAAGCUCACUCGCUCAAUAUUAAGCAUACAAAGAUUCAGUAAUAAUUUUUGAUAAUAUUUAGUAAAAUUGUAAUAAAUAUUUUGUAAUUUUUCAUUAUUUA